GUUGUCAGUAAUAUUUUUCUGAUUUGUGUUGUUUUUGUGUCAAAAUUUAAUAUUUUCGCGAUUUGUAAAUAUCGGUUAUCGGUUGUCAUCCCGCGAGUAAAAAUAAAUGACUGUGUAAAAGUUGUACCUGAACUUUUUUCUUGACAUGGCUUCACUUUCUUUACCUAGAGUACUUCAUCCAAGGAAAACUAGCUUAGAAAUUGAAAGAGAAAUCUUUGAAAAAUCUCAGAUCUUGCAUGCGUAUUGAUAGACUUAACAACAUAUUUUUUUAAAAAAACUAUUAGCUGAGUUGCAUGACCUUUAGAAGAGAAAACAUACCCAAAUAUGGCAAAGGAGUAUACCUAUCGGGAUUUAGAAAAAUACGCUCAAGCGCUUCAGAAAGCUAUUAACAGUAACGAAACGCCAGUAAAACAAAAGCAUGUCCGCUCAGCAAUCAUCGGUACUUUCCACACCCAAAGUGCCAAAAUAUUUUGGUCCUAUGCUCUUCGUCUUCCUGCCAUGGAUGACAGGAUCGUAGCGUGGAAACUCUGUCACGUGGUUCACAAAGUAUUAAGAGAAGGACAUCCACUUUGCUUGGUCGAUAGUCAAAGGCAUAGAAAUGAUCUGGACGAGAUAGGAAAGUUGUGGGGUCAUUUAAAAGAGGGAUACGGAAAGAUGAUCCGAUUGUAUACGUCAUUGUUAAUAUACAAGUUGGAAUUUCACAUGAGAAAUCCAAGGUUUCCUGGAAAUUUAGGAGUUACUGCGGAAGAGCUGGAAUCUAUCGCUGGAAAUGAUAUUAAUAAUUAUUUCGAGAUGACUGUAGAAAUGUUUGAUUAUUUGGAUCAUAUACUCGAACUUCAGGAAGCAGUUUUUGGUUCGCUGAAUAUGGCUAGAUCGAAUUCUAUGACCAGCGCCGGGCAGUGUCGUCUUGCUCCGUUGAUACCUUGCAUACUCGAUGCUUCAAAACUAUACGAUUAUUGUGUGAAGAUUAUGUUCAAAUUACAUAUGACUCUACCGCCCGACAGCUCUCCGGGCAUAGAGAGAGAUUCCUUAAGCAGUUUAGAUUAUUGAAAAAGUUUUACGAGAGCACCAGCAAUCUGCAAUAUUUUAAGGAGCUGAUUGCGAUACCGCCGUUACCUGAGGUAAUGGAUUUAGAAGAAGAUUUAAUUAAAUGUAUAUCUAUGAAAGAGUAUGAAAAUAACCAUGUUGUAGAACUAAAUAGUGGUAGUGCUAGUAAUCUUAACGAUGAUAGUAUUAGUGGUUCUGCUAGUAAUACUAACAAUACUAACCCUAAACAAUACUAAACAAUCAGAAGAUGAAAAUAAUCCCCCGAAUUUUCUAAUAAUGGGCGAUUUUAGAACCUAUGUUACCCAAGAAGUGAUAGUUCCCCAGGAACCAGAGCACGAAGAGGAGCCUCUAGUGGAAGGAAAUUUAAUCGAUACAACAGAAGAUACAGUAUCAGAGACAGAUAAUGUACAAGCAAGAAAUGAAGCAAUUAUAUUGGCCGCUCAGGAAGAAUUGAUCAAAGAAAGAGAAUUUCUUCGUGGGCAAUGUGAAAAGAUGAGGCACGAGUUAAACGCCAUAAUGGCAAAAAAUGGAAGAGAUAUAACAAAACUACAAGAUAAAAUAGUACAUUUGGAGACUGAACUUGCAACCAAAGAUAGUGAAUUAGUACAAGAACGUCAAGUGAAAGAAGAUCUCUUAAAUCAAUCGUUUGCUGUCGCACAAUCACAAGAUUCUGAACAAAAAGUGAAAAAUGAAAAAUUCGACAAACUUAAGGAACUUUACGUUAAACUAAGGGAUGAACACAUUCAAAAAAUUAGAGAGAAAGCUGAAGUAGAAAAGAAGUUGAUCGGUGCCUUGAAAAAUUUAGAGCUACUAACUGAGCUAGAGUCGACAAAUGAAAGAUUACAGGAAGAUCAAAAACAAAAGUCGUCAGAGCUCUCUGCCCUACAGAAAGACAAGGAAUUAUUUAAUAUGGAAACCGAAAUACUCAAAAAAAGUGUGAUGGAUGCAUGUCGAGAAAAAGAUGGCAUAAAACAUGAACUAGCAUUAGUGAUGCAGGAGAAGGAAGAAUUAAAGAAGAAUUCGGAGGAAUUAUCAUACAAACUUUUGGACCUGGAAAGGCAACUAACCAAAGAGCAAUCUGAUCUACAGAGAAAGAUUAAAGAAAUUGUUACUAAAUCGUUAGAAAGCAGUGAAGACAUUCUUAGGCACGCAAUCGACGAGAUUGACAAUCCAGCUUUGACUGCACUUACCUGUUCUUCUGAUUACUUAAGAAGUUUAACGGAAGGAUGCAAGAGCUCAUUAGAAGAAAGUACGAAGAUUACGAAUAAUGAUUACGUUAGUAUUGUAACUGUGGCGAACAGAAUUGCACAUAGACAUGCCACAUAUAUUUUACAAGGAAGGGCUACUUGCAAUACGAGUCCCGAUAUAUCUUUUGGAGAAAAAGUGGCCCAGGUAUGUAAAGAUUUGGGAAAAAUAGUGUUGAAACUUCUUAUUUCAUUAAAACAAAAUGAAGACUCUAAACCUACAGCUAAUGAAGCCAAACAAAAAUUAGAGGAAUUAGCCGCUCUAGCAGAUAGCAUAGGUGCUUCCCUUUUAGGCGAAAAAGCUGAGACCUUAGUAGAUAUGCUCGAAGAUGAGAUGAGUGCUAUGGACAAAGCAAUCGAAGAAGCAGCAAAUAGAAUACAGGAUAUGCUUACCACAUCUAGAGCUGCUGAUUCUGGUAUUAAAUUAGAAGUUAAUGAAAAAAUUCUGGACUCGUGUACAAAAUUGAUGCAAGCUAUAAGGAUAUUAGUUCAAAAAUCAAAACUUUUACAAGGUGAAAUUGUUGCUCAAGGGAGGGGUACAGCUAGUGCAAAAGAGUUUUACAAAAGAAAUCAUCAAUGGACCGAUGGAUUUAUUUCAGCUGCUAAGGCUGUUGCUGUAGCAGCAAAACUUUUAUUAACAGCAGCUGAUAAAGUAGUUCAAUCUAACGGCAAGUUGGAACAAUUAGUGGUAGCGGCUCAAGAAAUAGCUGCCUCCACAGCUCAAUUAGUAGUAGCCAGUCGAGUUAAAGCAGAUAGAAAUAGCAAUAACUUGCAACAGUUGACGCAGGCGUCUAAAGGAGUUACCACAGCAACAGGAACUGUUGUUGCCACUGUUAAAGAUUGCAGCGAACUAAUUGAUGAGUCAGAGGAAUUCGAUGUUUCUAAUCUAACUCUCCAUCAAGCAAAACGAUUGGAAAUGGAGUCACAAGUAAGAGUUCUCGAGUUAGAAAAAGAAUUGGAACAAGAACGUUACAGACUCUCUAGGCUCAGGAAACAUCAUUACCAAUUAGCAGGAGAAAACGAGACUUGAAUUAGCUUAAGUAUUGACAAUUUAAACUAAUAAUCGUUACAUAACUAUUUAUUAAUGUAGAUAGUAAGGAUAUAAUCGUUGAAUGGAGAACGUUCUUAAUAUUUUGGGGUUGACAUCACAGAAUUAAAUAAAAGAAUUAAAUGUUUAUUGUUACAUAAAAUGAAGUUCCAUCAAGUAACGGUCGAAUCCAUCAAUUAUUUAAUAGAACUAAAAUGUAUUACUAAAUAAACCUUUUACAACGUUUAAUAAUCGCAAAUUUCAUUUUGAUAUACACGAUGUCUCCACUGAGCUAAUUUGCAAUCUUUAAUAAAUGAUUUUAUUAGUAUAAAUGAUUACUACUGCAUUUACUCAAAUCGUUUAAUCAAAUUUACAGAAAUGUGACUCUCUUGCAAUGUUUUUCUUGUCCUUUCUUUGCUGGCCUUAUCAAAAAUUUUUGUUAUUGAUUGAUUAUUUCUAUUGAGCGAUUCCCAUUUCGAUAUUGAAAUUAUCUGAACCUAUGCUCUCUCAUUAUUUCGUUGAUCGAUGCCACGUUAAUAUUUAUUCAUUUUCUUAAACUUCUCCAUUUUUAACUAUCAAUUAUUCAGUGACUUACUGCACGCAUUUCCAUAUAUUUCCUCGUUACUCUACUAAUGGAAAAAUUUAUAAAUUUUAAAGACUGACCAGUUUACCGCAAUUUGGGGUGGGUGACACUGAAGUAUUCAAAUAUGCAGAUAGUGUAUAUGUGUACACAAUGAAUUAUUCCGCGUGACUAUUAUCAUAUAAAUUUAAAACCAAUUGACUACAUACAGUAUUCCAAUUUUUAUAUUAUUGAUAAUAUACAGAUAAUUUUAGUGGAAAAUAGUCAAAUUUUUUCAAAAAAGUAAUUUAAACCCUAAAAGUUUCUAGCGAAGUUUCGAA
This is a messenger RNA of Diabrotica balteata, 4218 nucleotides long. The record is from the annotation of a GenBank genome assembly. NCBI's taxonomy places the organism in Eukaryota, Metazoa, Arthropoda, Insecta, Coleoptera, Chrysomelidae.